AUGGACGGCCUACAAUUGCGCGAUGAGGCCGUCAGAGACCGCAUUCGCGCGGCUGAGGAGUUCCUCGAUCCACAGGACCCUCGCGCGCGAAGUUACCAAGCAGAGAUUUUGCUCAUGCUCAAUCGCGGCUUGCGACGACUGACAGUGAGCAUCGAUGAGAUCCGCUCCCACAGCAGAGAAAUGGCCGAGGGCCUGCUGAACCAACCCUUCGAUUACUCGCAAGCCUUCGAUCGCGCUCUCUUCAACAUCGUUCAGACUCUACGAAAUCGAUCCACACAACAUGUCGACGAGGAAGCGAUGUACUACUGCGCGUAUGUGGGCAGCUUCGGCGAAUAUGCGUGCAACCCGAGAACAUUGGCUUCGAGCUAUCUGAACCACAUGGUUUCGCUGGAGGGCAUUGUCACCAAGUGCUCUUUGGUGCGACCAAAGGUUGUAAAAAGUGUGCAUUGGAACGAGCGGAAAUCGACAUUCCACUUUCGAGAAUACAGAGAUCAGACGAUGACUGCAAACGGUGCGGCGAGCACGAGCGUAUACCCCACAGAAGACGGCGAGGGCAAUCCUUUGGUAACAGAGUACGGAUACUGCACAUACCGGGAUCACCAGACGAUCUCAAUCCAAGAAAUGCCAGAGCGAGCUCCGGCUGGACAAUUGCCUCGAGGUGUGGAUGUCAUCAUGGACGACGAUAUGGUGGACCGCGUGAAGCCCGGAGACAGAAUACAGCUGGUUGGAAUCUACCGAUCGCUUGGAAACCGCAAUGCAGGACAAGGCAGCUCGACUUUCAAGACGCUCAUCCUUGCGAAUAAUGUGAUUCUGCUCUCCUCGAAAUCAGGCGGCGGUAUCGCACAGCAACCCAUCACCGAUCAGGACAUCAGAAAUAUCAACAAAAUUUCGAAGCAGCGAAGGGUCUUCGAUCUGCUCUCGCAGUCGCUUGCUCCCAGUAUCUACGGUCACGACUACAUCAAGAAGGCCAUUCUGCUCAUGCUUCUCGGCGGUAUGGAGAAGAACCUAGACAACGGCACCCAUCUUCGUGGUGACAUCAACAUUUUGAUGGUCGGAGACCCAUCCACAGCCAAGUCGCAACUCCUGCGUUUCGUUCUUAACACAGCACCAUUGGCCAUUGCUACCACCGGUCGUGGUUCCUCUGGCGUCGGUUUGACCGCAGCCGUCACACAAGACAAAGAGACAGGCGAGCGCCGACUAGAAGCAGGAGCCAUGGUGUUGGCAGAUCGUGGUGUGGUGUGUAUCGACGAGUUCGACAAGAUGUCCGAUGUCGAUCGUGUGGCCAUCCACGAAGUCAUGGAACAGCAGACCGUCACGAUCGCAAAGGCUGGUAUUCACACUUCGCUCAAUGCUCGCUGCUCGGUCGUUGCAGCAGCAAAUCCCAUCUACGGCCAGUACGACACCCACAAGGAUCCUCACAAGAACAUCGCUCUUCCCGACUCUCUUCUCUCCCGUUUCGAUCUACUGUUCGUGGUGACGGAUGACAUUGAAGACGUCCGCGAUCGACAAGUCUCAGAGCAUGUCCUCCGCAUGCAUCGCUACCGCCAGCCUGGCACCGAAGAAGGCGCUCCGGUCCGCGAGCAGCUCAACCAGACUCUUGGUGUCGGUCUCGAAGAUGAGGGCGAAGCCAACAAGCCAAGCGAAGUGUACGAAAAAUUCAACGCCAUGCUGCACUCUGGUGUGACCAUCACCGUCGGUCGUGGCGCCAACCGCCGAGUCGAAGUGCUCAGCAUCCCCUUUGUGAAGAAGUACAUUCAAUACGCCAAGUCAAGGAUGAAGCCAAUCUUGACCAAGGGUGCCGCGGACCACAUUGUCGCGACGUAUAGCGCGCUGCGGAACGACGACAUGGAGGGCAAUCAACGCAAGACUUCUCCUAUGACCGCUCGUACUCUGGAGACACUCAUUCGUCUGGCUUCAGCACACGCCAAGUCUCGACUGUCGCAGCGUGUGGAGGAGAAGGACGCCGAGGUCGCAGAAGGUGUUCUGCGAUUCGCUCUGUUCAAAGAAGUCGUCGAAGACGAAUCUCGCAAGCGCAAGAAGGCACGUCGGUCUCCAGACCCAGACGCUAUGUCCACAGACGACUCAGAGGAGAGCGACGACGAUGGCGAUGGCGAUGGUGCUUUCAGAGCCUCCGUCAAUGCUCGAUCGACGCGCACACCCGCUCGCAGCACACGCAGCGCACCAAACGGCAACUCGCGUGGUGGAGCCGAAGACGACGAUGAAGAUGAGAACGAAGAAGAAGACCUGUACACAUCCACACCUGCCCGCGGCUCAAGAACCACGACCCAACGAACCAACGGCGCCAACAACUCGAGUCAAAUCAGCAUGGCGUCCUCCAAACCCGCCUCCCAACUUUUGCAAGACGAUUCACAAGAGCAAGCAGCCACUCCAGGGGUCGAAGAUGAGGAGUCAGAAGAAGAAGCGGCCGCCUCGACACCCGCCAUCACAGCUCCGCGUCUACAAGCUUUCCAGACUGCUUUGGGCCAACUUAUUGAUGGCCCUCUCUUCGCCAACGACGCGGCGGACGUGGAACCAUUGGUCGCGGCUGUGAACGCGAGACUGAGGAGUGGAGAGGCGAGAUUUGAAGAGGCGGAGGCGGAGAAGGCGUUGGAGAUGUUGCAUGAGAGGAAUAAGAUCAUGUUGAGUGGAGGAAUUGUUUAUAAGAUUUGA
This is a messenger RNA of Zymoseptoria tritici IPO323, 2670 nucleotides long. RefSeq names its product DNA replication licensing factor mcm3. Gene Ontology annotation, molecular function: ATP hydrolysis activity; single-stranded DNA helicase activity; single-stranded DNA binding. The transcript has 2 exons. The record is from RefSeq and is a predicted model, not a curated record. Bases 1 to 2670 code for a protein of 889 amino acids. NCBI's taxonomy places the organism in Eukaryota, Fungi, Ascomycota, Dothideomycetes, Mycosphaerellales, Mycosphaerellaceae. Gene Ontology annotation, cellular component: MCM complex; nucleus. Gene Ontology annotation, biological process: DNA strand elongation involved in DNA replication; mitotic DNA replication initiation; DNA replication.